GCGAGUAGGAAAGUUCUUUUUUUUUUCUUCUUCCGGUUUUUCAUCAAAACAUAUUCAGCUACCCUUUUUUUUGCUGUGUGUGAAUCUCUUGAAAAGAGAAGAAAUCAUACUCUUAUUAUUGGUAACACUGUAAUGCCAAGUCUGAUGCCACCAACUCCAACUGUGCUGAGUUGGAAGUUACAAGUCAUACUAUAUUUUGAUGCUUCACUCUCUGAUGUGUUCUCAGCCUCCCAGAACUGAAUUUCAUGCCAAGGAGUCAGCAUAACACUUCAGGUAUUGAAUGAAAGAAAAUGCCUCAGCUGAUGCAUUUGAAAGAAGGAAGUUCCCUUCCUUUGUAAAUGCUACAGGGUCAGCCAACAACUUGCUGCAUCUUCCAAAGCAAGACUAGGAGAGAAUGAAGAACAGUUAAGCUCAGAAGCCGGAACCACCACUUGCCUUGAUUUUGCAUCAAACAAUAAUCAUGAAGUCGCAGUUCUCUAUUGUUGCAAUUAUUCUAUUAGGCUCCACACUGUCUUUCUGUGGCAUGAUUGUAGCUGACUUGAAGUCUGACAAAGAAGCUCUGUUGGAGUUUGCUUCAAGUGUCCUACAUGCCCCAAGACUCAACUGGAAGAAUGACUCUGCCUCAAUUUGCAACUCAUGGGUUGGUGUGACAUGCAACUCAAAUGGCACACGUGUCAUAGGCCUUCACCUUCCAGGAAUGGGAUUAACUGGGACCAUUCAAGAGAACAGCAUAGGAAAACUAGAUGCUCUUAGGGUCCUCAGUCUUCAUUCCAAUGGUCUCAGAGGAAAUCUUCCUUUUAACAUCCUCUCUAUUCCUUCACUCCAAUUUGUAUACCUUCAGCACAAUAACUUCUCUGGUUCAAUUCCUUCUCCUGUGUCCCCUAAACUCUUUGCAUUGGAUAUCUCCUGUAACUCAUUUUCUGGCAGCAUCCCACCUGCAAUUCAGAACCUCAGAAGACUCGCUUGGUUGUAUCUCCAAAACAAUUCCAUAUCUGGGGCAAUUCCUGACUUCAACCUUCCAAGUCUCAAACAUUUGAACUUGAGUUAUAAUAACUUCAAUGGCUCAAUUCCAAAUUCCAUAAAGACAUUCCCUUAUUCUUCUUUUGUCGGUAACUCUCUCUUAUGUGGGCCACCACUAAAUGAUUGCUCUACAAUCUCCCCUUCUCCAUCUGCUUCCACUGAUGCUUACCAGCCACUCACCCCACCUACCAUCCAAAACCAAAAGGGUACCAACCAUAAGAAAAGCUUUGGCCUGGCUCCUAUUCUUGCUCUAGUCAUUGGGGUCUUUGCCUUCCUCUCUCUGCUAGUUGUAGUGAUCUGUGUGUUCUGUUUGAAGAGGAAGAAGAACAGUACAAGCAGUGGCAUACUGAAAGGAAAGGCUUCGUGUGCUGGAAAGACAGAGGUUUCAAAGAGUUUCGGAAGUGGUGUGCAAGGGGCCGAAAAAAACAAACUAUAUUUCUUUGAAGGUUCCUCUUCAAGCUUUGACCUUGAGGAUUUGUUGAAGGCUUCAGCUGAAGUUCUUGGAAAAGGAAGUUAUGGAACAGCAUAUAAGGCUGUUUUGGAGGAGGGAACAACAGUGGUAGUGAAAAGGUUGAAAGAAGUUGUGGUAGGAAAAAAGGAGUUUGAGCAGCAUUUGGAGAUUGUGGGGAAAUUUGGAAGCCACCCAAAUGUGAUGCCCCUAAGGGCUUAUUACUAUUCCAAAGAUGAAAAACUUCUGGUUUACAACUACAUGCCAGGUGGCAGCUUGUUUUUCUUGUUGCACGGAAACAGAGGUGCUGGAAGAACCCCACUUGACUGGGAUUCCAGAGUGAAGAUUUUGCAUGGAGCAGCCAAGGGAAUUGCUUUCAUCCACUCAGAGGGAGGUCCAAAAUUCACACAUGGGAACAUCAAGUCAAACAAUGUGCUGAUAACCCAAGAACUAGAAGGCUGCAUCAGUGACGUUGGAUUGCCACCUCUAAUGAACACCACCCCAGCAACCAUGUCUAGAGCCAAUGGAUAUAGAGCUCCAGAAGUCACAGACUCAAAGAAGAUCACUCAGAAGUCUGAUGUAUACAGCUUUGGGGUAGUGCUGCUGGAAAUGCUGACAGGGAAGACCCCACUGAGGUAUCCAGGGUAUGAGGAUGUGGUUGAUCUUCCAAGGUGGGUGAGGUCUGUGGUUAGGGAGGAAUGGACAGCAGAAGUGUUUGAUGAGGAGCUUCUGAGAGGGCAGUACGUUGAAGAGGAAAUGGUGCAGAUGCUUCAGAUUGCAUUGGCAUGUGUAGCUAAGGGCUCAGAAAAUAGGCCUAGAAUGGAUGAAGUUGCUAGAAUGAUUGAGGAAAUUAAGCAUCCUGAGUUGAAGAACCGACCAUCUUCUGAGUCUGAAUCUAAUGUGCAAACACCAUGAUCAAUCUUUUUGUCUUUUCCUUCAACUUUGUUUCAGAGGGAGAGUAAUAAAAUUUCAAGAGAAUGGGGUGUUCUCGUAUUUAUGUCCUCAAUUAAUAAGCAUGUUUCAUUGUAAAAUACUACUCAUGUUUUAUUUAUUUUUUUUAUUAUUCAUGUUGCCACCUUAACAGCUUCCUUCAUGUUUCACAAAGUUAUGAAAAAUUUGGCUCAUUGUUGUUCAGUCUCUGGA
Molecule: messenger RNA, 2611 nt
Organism: Vigna radiata var. radiata (mung bean)
Lineage: Eukaryota; Viridiplantae; Streptophyta; Magnoliopsida; Fabales; Fabaceae
Product: probable inactive receptor kinase At5g58300
Exons: 5
Coding region: 461-2383 (640 amino acids)
Biological process (GO): protein phosphorylation
Molecular function (GO): protein kinase activity; protein binding; ATP binding
Source: RefSeq, a predicted model, not a curated record